AUGACGCAGCUGAGUGUGCGGCGCUGGACCACCAAACACGUGGCCAAAUGGCUAAAGGAGGAGGGCUUCUGUGACUAUGUGGACCUGCUCUGUAACCGUCACCGGCUGGACGGCACCAGCCUCUUGGCCCUGAGCGAAUACGACUUGCGCUCGCCGCCCCUGGAGCUCAAAGUGCUGGGAGACAUCAAACGCCUCAUGGUCUCCAUCCGAAAACUACAGAAGCAAAACCUGGACGUGCUGGAAGAGCUGGGGCUGCCCUUCGACGGACACUCGCCCACAGGAGCUGGUCUGGAGUGGCUGUGUAACGGCGACGGCGCGCGGGACUGCGACAGCACGGACACGGCGCCGGUCGGGGAAGAGUACCACACGGGGCAGUACACCAACGGCAAGUACAAGAGCACCCCCCGCAGGCUGGACCCCGAGUACUGGAAGACUGCCCUGAGCUCGGUCUACGUGGUGUUUGUGUUCGGCUUCACAUCCUUCGUCAUGGUGAUUGUGCACGAGAGGGUCCCGGACAUGCGCACCUACCCCCCGCUGCCCGACAUCUUCCUCGACAGUGUGCCUCGUAUCCCAUGGGCCUUUGCGAUGGCCGAAGCCUGUGGGGUCAUUCUGUGUAAUAUCUGGCUGAUGGUUCUGCUGCUUCACAAACACAGGUCCAUUCUGCUACGGCGCUUGUGCAGUCUGAUGGGGACCGUGUUCAUGCUUCGCUGCAUCACUAUGUUUGUGACCUCGCUCUCCGUCCCGGGACAACACCUGCAGUGUUCCAGCAAGAUGUACGGCGACAUGUGGGCCAAGCUGCAGCGAGCCGUGUCCAUCUGGAGUGGCUUCGGGAUGACGCUGACCGGGGUCCACACCUGCGGAGACUAUAUGUUCAGCGGACACACUGUGGUCAUCACCAUUCUCAACUUCUUUGUCACAGAGUACACCCCUCGGAACUGGCACUUCCUCCACACUCUGUCGUGGGUUCUGAACCUCUUCGGGAUCUUCUUUAUCCUGGCGGCGCACGAACACUACUCCAUUGACGUGUUCAUCGCCUUCUACAUCACCACCAGACUCUUCCUCUACUACCACACACUCGCCAACACGCGGGCCUACCAGCAGAGCCGCCGCGCCCGCAUCUGGUUCCCCAUGUUCUCCUUCUUCGAGUCUAACGUCGGAGGCCCGGUCCCAAACGAGUACUGCUGGCCCUUCUCCACUCCGGCCAUCUUGCGCCGGCUGAUAGGGUAA
This is a messenger RNA of Knipowitschia caucasica, 1227 nucleotides long. NCBI's taxonomy places the organism in Eukaryota, Metazoa, Chordata, Actinopteri, Gobiiformes, Gobiidae. The record is from the annotation of a GenBank genome assembly.